AUGCCUUCCAUGCACCCCCUUUCCCUCCUCACCGCCAUCUUGGCCUCGGCGCUGGCCGAGUCCUCUUCGUCCUCCUGCUGGGACACCAUGCACAACUCGACCCUCGCGGUCUUCAGCAGCGCCCCUAUCGCCUUCAGUCUCGACCGUGCUACCGCGUUGCAGUGCCAAGCGUGGUGCGGGCAAGUCUCCAACUGCCAGGCAUGGGUGUUUGUCGACCAAUUGCUGCAAUGCGACCUCCACCGCGCGGCCCCGGUGAACGUUCUUCCCGAGACCAACGGAUUCGUCUUCGGUGGCUGUGACCCUUCCGGCGCGGUCCUGGAUUUGCCAAGACUAAUAUACGCCGAGACUAUGGUCGAGGGCGCAGCCUCGACUCCCACUACCCAGGCUAGUGCGAUUUCACUCGCCAGCAGCUCGAGUGGUGCUACCCCGGAGAAGACUCACGGGGUGCCCGAGUCGGUAUGUCUCUGUUAG
Molecule: messenger RNA, 471 nt
Organism: Penicillium roqueforti
Lineage: Eukaryota; Fungi; Ascomycota; Eurotiomycetes; Eurotiales; Aspergillaceae
Exons: 1
Coding region: 1-471 (156 amino acids)
Source: RefSeq, a predicted model, not a curated record